Helianthus annuus (common sunflower) is the source of this 5690-nucleotide messenger RNA. Its product is annotated as DNA glycosylase/AP lyase ROS1. Gene Ontology annotation, molecular function: DNA N-glycosylase activity; DNA demethylase activity; 4 iron, 4 sulfur cluster binding. Bases 303 to 5363 code for a protein of 1686 amino acids. The record is from RefSeq and is a predicted model, not a curated record. Lineage: Eukaryota; Viridiplantae; Streptophyta; Magnoliopsida; Asterales; Asteraceae. The transcript is spliced from 20 exons. Gene Ontology annotation, biological process: base-excision repair.
CCCAUGUGUCGUUUUAGUUUGUGCUAUCUUGUUUACCCCUCCUCUCUCUAGUUUUCUCUCUCUCUCUCACACACACACAUACUGACUUGGCUCUCAUACAUUGACUUGUUCUCCGGCGAAUUGCUCCGGCUAUGACGCCUGAGCCAGAGAUCGGUUAAGCUCAGAGAAUGGGAAUUAAGAUCCAUCAGAGAAUUCAUAUUAUUCGAUUCCGGUUCUAAGAUUUCGGUUUUUGGUUAAACAGACCGAUUUUAAGGGGUACUUGUUGCUAGAAAGAAACCGAAUACUCGGCUGUGGAGUUUAGUAUGAGCUUUGAGAAGGAAUUCCAAAUCCCUAAUGGAAAUAGGGAUUACUGGAGUUCUGUGACUCACGGAAUGCCGAUUCCACGUGAGAACGGAAUUGGACAUGGUGAAGGUUCCCGGACGACAGUGAGAAGUGGAAUCGAGCUUGUGGGUGUUGGGGAUCCUACAUUGGCUCCAGGAAGGCCGAUGACGAUGGAUAACGGAAUCGGGUGUGAUAUGGGUUCUUGGAAUGCAACUACUGAGGGUAGCAUUUUGCAAAGGAAUGGAAUUGGCCAAAGUGGGAACUCCUGGUUUCCGGUGACUUCAGAAACGCAGAUAGACGAGAGAGCAAAUCCGGUUCCUGUAGAGAUGCACGAAAAUCGAUCAGAAACCGAGAAUUGGGGUGAUUUACUUGGGAUGUACACAGAUUUGCUGCAAGAAAAGACACUUGAUACGAAUGGAAUUCUUGGGGAUAAUAACCGACAACCACCACCAGUGGUUUGUAAUAAUGGGAAUCAGAGUUGGGUUGCAAGUAACAGGAACUUGACCCAAACAUUGAACCGUGUCACGUAUCAGAAUCAAACCCCUAACCAAGCCACAACUUAUAAUACCUCGUUGACUUCUAUGCUAGGAGGUCAACAAACACAGAGGUUCACUUCAAACAUUCUGAUCAGUAAUGGACACAACCCAAAAGAUGGAUUCCCAGUGAAUUACGAACCACGCUACAGCCCAGGUUCACCACCAAGAUGGAAACCAGAUGCAGCCGCAUCACGCAUAGUCGAUUCUUUCCCAUUUGCCCCAAUCACACCCGAUAAUCAGCGAAAGCAUAUGGAUGGUCAACGGGUACAAGAGAAAGUCAACUUUUCAGAUGAAGAAACUUCAGCUCGAGCCGAAAACAGGCAUGGAAAUCAAACGAUGUUGGAAAAAGAUGCCGAAAAUUUGUACAAUGAACUGUUGCAGACGAUUGAGAAAUCUCCGCCUUCUGCGGUUUCAACAACACAGAAAGAUAACAUUAUUUCUGAAGAUAAAGAUGAAGGCACUGACGUGCAUAAAACGCCUAACCAAAAAACACCAACAAGAAGAAGAAAACACCGUCCAAAGGUUAUUAGAGAAGGGAAACCAAAAAGAACACCAAAAGUUCCAAUAAACGGUGAGAUCCGAGUAAAAAGAAAGUACGUAAGGAGAAAAGGUGUGAAUAAUUUAAACGAAAAUACCCCGGUGGAGAUCGUUCAAAAAAGAAAAUACGUAAGGAAAAAAGGGGUAGAUAGUUCAAACGAUAAAAAUCCAACAGAGCCCGUUCAAAAAAGAAAAUACAUGCGGAAGAAGGGUGUUGACCACUUGGAAAGUCAACAACAAAAGACGGUGGAUGAUACUCCACCCGUAUCAUGCAAAAAACGGCUGAAUUUUGACUUAGAGAGCGUAACACAAGAUGAAGGCCAUGACAGUAAAAGCAUCCAACAGGAUAUAAACGUUCCAAGUACACCUGUCAAAGCAAGGUACCAUGAUUUAAACGUGCUUGCAAGACAUAUGACCACAAGUCCAAAACAAGAUACAGGGGAGAACGGUUAUAUUAAUACAGUAAAUGAACUUGUUCAUGGAAAUGAAAUCAAAAACUAUGUUUUUCAAGCAGGCAUGAGGCCUGCAAACGUGCAGCGCACUCCUCAAUCAUUCACAAUUGAAGGUAUGGUUAGUUUAGAUGAAAAAAGAGGUAUCAAAAGACAGAGUUGUGAGCAAAGGAGUUAUAAUGUAAACGCUAUGAAUUCUGUUCUUUGGUACCAAAAAAUGUUGUUGGGGGUUGCAAAUCGUGCAAAUAACUGCAACCCUUUGAGCAAUAUUUUAUUAGAAAAUCACAAAAAAAUGAAGAUGCAAAGUGAGCUUCAAGACAACUCAAGACAAACGAAGGGCAUAUAUAUAAACGGGCCAACGAAUCAGUUACUGAAUUCUUGCACUGGAAGAAGUGACCCUGCUUAUAAGGUAAUAAAUUACGGUGGAAAUGGUGACAACCACCACUUCCGGCGACCAAUGGCGGCUACACAUUACUUACUGAAGCGACAGCUCUCAAAUGGAAUGCUGCGGCCCCACAUGAUGAGAUCAAUGCUAGAGAGAUCACAAAGAUAUACUCAGGGUGCAAUGAUCAGCUGGAAUCAAAAUAGGGCCUCUAGAUUUGCGGUUACAGCUUACCCAAAAGUAGAACCAAAUUCUUAUAACCAAAGGUUAAUUGGAUUGAAUGAGAAGCUUCAGCAACAUCGUAACAAUUCCUUAAAACUUUACCAGCAAUCCACAAGAAGAGCAAGAGGGAGACCAAGGAAACAGAAAGUUGAAUUUUCAGUAGUGGAUGAAAUUACAUAUAAGCUAGAAAGACUAUGCAUAUAUGACGGUAAUAAGAAACAGCAAAAUGAACUUGUUCUGCACAGAGGUAGUGAGGCCAUUAUUCCAUUUGAGCCAAUCAGGAAACGAAACCAACGUCCUAAAGUAGACCUAGAUCCGGAAUCAGAAAGAUUGUGGAACCUGUUGAUGGGUGAUGAAGGAAGUAAGGGCGCUGAAAACAUGGAUAAUGAAAAAGAAAAAUGGUGGGAAAAUGAAAGGCGAGUGUUUCGUGGGCGAACAGACUCAUUCAUUGCCCGUAUGCAUCUUGUUCAAGGGGAUAGAAGAUUCUCACGAUGGAAAGGAUCCGUAGUUGACUCGGUGAUUGGUGUCUUUCUCACACAGAAUGUUUCUGAUCAUCUUUCAAGUUCUGCCUUCAUGGCACUGGCAGCAAAAUUCCCCGUUAAGUCAACAACCGCCGACAAAACAUGCUGCCAAGAUGACAAUAUAAAAUGUCAUGAAAAGAUAACAACACCAUCAAACUCUUCUGAAAACAUGACACAACUAGAGGAAGAAGUGAUUCUAUCACAAGAUUCCUUUGACACUUCCACAAUUCAAACUGUUAAUGAAUGCGGGUCAAGCUCAGGGUCAAACUCAGAAGCAGAUGAUGUAACAACUGGGUUUGAAACCAGUAAACAGUCAGGUACACCACAGAAAGACCAUUCCAACAACGAUGACCUUGCAACAAACAUGCAUCAUCCACCAAAAGAACCUGCAUGUAACAUACAAAUUUCUAGCACGAACGGUAUCGAACUGAAUACUUCAUCCGGUCAGUUUCAAACGAGCAUGACACCAGGUUUGCCUUCAUCUAACUCUGGAGUGACAGAAGCAUGCCAUACAAGUAAUGUAACCUAUCCACAAAACGAAAUACCGAAGUUCCAAACACCAUCACAAAGCCCAAAAGAAGUCCCUACUAUGUUUGGGGGAAUACCUAUUAUCAAUGUUGAGGACAGAACAUCGGUAGUUAAUAAGCAGAACUGUGUUGAGAAUACAGUCACUGAAGCAAACUCAAGAGAGCCAAAGGUUUCUCACGUACCAUUAAGUGGGUCAGGCCAAAAUAUGCCAAAAGCUACAAAGGAAACACCUGAGGAUGAAAGAAAAAAAGCAAUUGAUUGGGAUAGCCUGAGAAAAGAGGCCCUAUCCAAUGGUGAAAAGAAAGAGAGAAGCGAAAAUGCAAAGGAUACGAUUGAUUAUGAAGCACUAAGACGGGCCAACGUUAAUGAGAUUUCUGACGCUAUUAAGGAACGUGGAAUGAAUAACUUGUUAGCUGACAGAAUGCAGGAUUUCCUUAACCGCCUGGUGAGAGAUCAUGGGUCAAUUGACCUAGAAUGGUUAAGAGAUGCACCCCCUGAUAAAGCAAAGGAUUACUUACUGAGUUUUCGAGGAUUGGGGCUGAAAAGUGUCGAGUGUGUGCGCUUGUUAACACUUCAUCAUCUUGCUUUUCCAGUCGACACAAAUGUUGGGAGAAUAGCAGUGAGACUUGGGUGGGUCCCUCUCCAACCACUACCAGAAUCGCUCCAACUGCAUCUACUAGAAAUGUAUCCUGUGUUGGAGUCCAUUCAGAAAUACCUUUGGCCCAGGCUGUGCAAGUUGGAUCAGUUGACAUUAUAUGAGCUACACUACCAAAUGAUUACAUUUGGAAAGGUUUUUUGCACAAAGAGUAAACCAAACUGUAAUGCAUGCCCAAUGAGAGCAGAGUGCAGACACUUUGCCAGUGCUUUUGCAAGUGCAAGGCUUGCCCUCCCAGGACCAGAGGAAAAAAGAAUAGUGGUUUCAGAUGCUCCCGUUACAAAAGACCCAAUAUCACCUACGGGUAUUAGGCUCAUGUCACUACCUCCAGCUGAAAAUGAAUCACACAAAAGUGCAGAAAAUUCCGGGAAUAAUUGUGAACCUAUCAUUGAAGAACCAACAACGCCUGAGCCAGAAGUGAAUGAAUUAUCAAUAAGUGACAUUGAGGAUCAAUACUAUGAAGAUUCUGAUGAUAUUCCAAGUAUUAAACUCAACAUGGAAGAAUUCACAACCAAUUUGCAGAACAUGAUGCAAGAUGGCAACGACAUGUCCAAAGCAUUAGUUGCAUUAAAUCCUAAAGUUGCUUCUAUCCCAACACCCAAACUAAAGGAUGUUAGCCGGUUGCGAACCGAGCAUCUAGUGUAUGAACUUCCAGAUUCUCAUCAACUUUUAGAAGGGUUGGACAAAAGAGAACCCGAUGACCCAAGCCCCUACCUCUUAGCAAUAUGGACACCAGGUGAAACUGCAAAUUCAGUACAGGCUCCCACAACAAACUGUUUAGCACAGCAAUCAGGUCAGUUGUGUGAUCGAACAACAUGCUUUUCAUGCAACAGUAUAAAGGAAGCAAAUUCACAAGUGGUCAGAGGAACUAUUUUGAUACCAUGCCGAACAGCAAUGCGAGGGAGCUUUCCACUUAAUGGCACAUAUUUCCAAGUGAAUGAGAUGUUUGCGGAUCACGCAUCAAGUCUGAAUCCAAUUGAUGUUCCAAGGACAUGGAUUUGGAACUUGCCAAGAAGAAAAGUUUACUUCGGGACUUCUGUAUCAACAAUCUUCAAAGGGCUAACUACCGAGGGAAUUCAAUACUGCUUUUGGAAAGGAUUUGUUUGUGUGAGAGGAUUUGAUCGAAUAAAUAGGGCUCCUAGACCUCUGAUGGCUAGGCUACACUUCCCAGCAAGUAAGUUAAUCACACAAAAAACGAAGGCGAAUAAAUGAGCUAUGAAACAUAAAUAAAGCUCUAGGAUCAAGACUUGUUGGAAGGAAAAGAGCUCAGAAACUAACCACUUGGUUUACAUUAAACUGUCCAUGCUUUAAAAGCAACAGCCAUGACCUAUGUAGGUUAGCGAAGAGAAAUGCAGGAUUGGUAUUUAUUCAUUUCCCUAUGCUCAAAAAUGAGCCAUUUUUUAUCAGUUAGCUUGUUUAACACUUUAACAUGAGAAAGAGGUUAGCAGAGCAUUAGGUUCGUAUUUACUUUCUGAUACAUGUAUGAAUUUUCUAACAGCUUUUAAUAAUGUCAUUCGUCUGGCGCAAUUGUUUGUGCAA